AUGUUUUCUGUAAGAAGAGAUCGUAAUAUUUGUCUCACAUUAUGUUUAAUAAUAGUGUUUUUUAUACAUUUAGUGUAUGGACAUUCACAUUCCCACGAGCCCCCAUCAUUCAAGUACAGUAAAACCGCUAACAUAAAAGAUGCACCUGAAACUAAUUAUGAUUUAUAUGUUAAAGCUUUAAGCUCUACUAUUUUUAUAAGCGUAGUGCCAUUUUUAAUAUUGUUCUUUAUUCCUAUUGAUGGUACCAUAGAAAAGCAGCCAUUACUUAAGGUUUUAUUGUCGUUUGCCUCUGGUGGACUUCUUGGAGAUGCAUUCCUUCACUUAAUUCCUCAUGCACUUAUGAGCACAAGUUCCAGUGAUGGAAGUCACAGCCACAGCCACUCACAUGGAGGCAAUCAUUCUCAUGAUGAACAUGGACCACAUGAUAUAACAGUUGGGCUUGGAGUAUUAGGAGGAAUAAUUACAUUUCUUGUUGUUGAAAAAUCUGUGAGACUCUUUAGUGGAGCGCAUGGACACUCACAUGUUUCGGACAAGAAAAAAGAUGAUAAAAACAAAAAAAUACAAAAGUCUAAAAAAGAAGAGAUCAAAAUUGCAGGAUAUCUGAACCUGGCUGCGGACUUUACUCAUAAUUUCACUGAUGGCUUAGCUAUUGGUGCAUCAUUUAUAGCUGGGCAGAAUAUUGGUUUUAUUACAACAAUUACAAUAUUACUUCACGAGAUACCCCAUGAAAUAGGAGAUUUUGCUAUUUUAGUGCAAUCUGGCUGUUCACGAAAGAAGGCUAUGCUUUUGCAGUUGCUUACUGCAUUUGGGGCAAUAUCUGGAACAGUGUUGUCAAUUUACCUUCAAGGAUCUAGUGAAGGACUUGUCUCUUCUUUAAUUUUACCCUUUACUGCUGGUGGAUUUAUUUAUAUAGCUACAGUUUCAGUGAUUCCUGAAUUGUUAGAAGGAUCAAAUAAACUUUCUCAAUCAAUUAAGGAAAUACUAGCCUUAUUAGCUGGAGUGUAUAUGAUGGUCAUCAUUGCUCAGUAUGAAUAA
This is a messenger RNA of Leptosia nina, 1035 nucleotides long. Lineage: Eukaryota; Metazoa; Arthropoda; Insecta; Lepidoptera; Pieridae. The record is from the annotation of a GenBank genome assembly.